Molecule: messenger RNA, 4260 nt
Organism: Galleria mellonella (greater wax moth)
Lineage: Eukaryota; Metazoa; Arthropoda; Insecta; Lepidoptera; Pyralidae
Product: polypeptide N-acetylgalactosaminyltransferase 3-like
Exons: 7
Coding region: 433-2238 (601 amino acids)
Cellular component (GO): Golgi apparatus
Source: RefSeq, a predicted model, not a curated record
AUGUGUAAAUAUUAAUUAAAUAAAGAUUUAGAAAUGUCAAAAUAUAAAUUUAUUAUAAUAAAUCCCAAAUAAAAAAAUAUUACAAAAAAAAUAAUACAGAAAUAUCUAUAUAGUAGCAUUAUUACUGAUAGUUCUAGCGAUAAUUAUCGAUGACGCAGCCCUUUUGUCUUUUUUUUGAAACGUCAAAUCAUUAACGUACAGAUUCCUCUACAACAUAUUCCUAUCUGUGUUUAGACAGUCUUUCUGACUUGUGUUGUCAUUUUUACGAUUGUUUCGAGGGCUCGUUUCUUAUUGAGUUUUAUUUUUCAUUUCGAUUGAAUUAAAUUAAAUUGGACUUUGUUAAUUAAACAAUCUUUAAGGUUUCUUCUGUGUUGUUUAUUCAUAAUAAUGUAAUAUUUUUUGUGAAAAAACAUUAUCGUAACUAAUAAAAAUAUGUUAGUGAAAAAGGAUUUUUGGGCUAUGAUCUGCAGAGGUCGGAAGAAAAAAAUUGUUACAUUGUUAAUAAUAUUGAUAUUUUUGAUUAAUGCAUUAAUGUAUGUUAGUUUAGAAUUAUACAAUACUGUAAAGAGAAAACGAGACAAAGAUAUAUGGUAUAAAAGUUUACAUUUUGAUGAUAAUUCAUAUGUGGACAAGACUGGAAUGCGAGUGGUUGUUGGCCAUUAUGUUGGUGGCAGUACUGGGGCUAACUUGACUGAUGAGGUCAUAAACAGUAACAACUAUGCGCCUGUGGCUGGCGCUGGUGAAGGAGGCAGACCAGUGCAGUUGUCUCAGCGUGAAUUGAUUACUGCCAGAGAUCUCUAUUCAUUACAUUCAUACAAUAUUUUAGUCAGUGAUAAAAUAUCAAUAAAUAGAAGUCUUCCUGACAUGCGGAGUGAGAGUUGUAAAAAUGUUCAGUAUAAUAUUGAGAAUCUUCCUACAGCAACUGUAAUAAUAGUUUUCCACAAUGAAGCAUGGUCUACUCUAAUGAGGACAGUAAUGUCUGUAAUAUUGAGAUCUCCAGAACAAUUAUUGAAGCAGAUUAUACUUGUAGAUGAUGCCAGUGAACGGAAAUACCUUGGCAAGGAUUUAGAAGACGCUGUGAAUAAAUUAAACAAAGUUCAAAUAUUAAGAAGCACCGACAGGAAGGGAUUAGUAGGCGCUAGACUUAUGGGCGCUAGGCAUGCAACGGGCGAUGUUUUGGUAUUCUUGGACGCUCACUGUGAAGUAACAGACGGUUGGAUGGAACCUCUAUUAGAUCGAGCGGGUAGUGAUGACGUGUUUAUUUGCCCACAUAUCGACCUGCUCUCCGAAGAUACUUUGGCCUAUACUAAAAGUAUAGACGCUCACUGGGGUGCCUUCAGUUGGCGCCUCCACUUCCGAUGGCUGAUGCCUUUUGGUGAAGUGCUUUUGAAAAAAACUGAGAAUCCAUCUAAACCUUACCCAACUCCUGCCAUGGCAGGAGGACUUUUUGCAGUGAGAAGGAGUCUCUUUUGGCGGUUGGGAGGUUACGAUGAAGGCAUGAUUAUAUGGGGCGCUGAAAACCUAGAACUUUCUUGGAGAGCAUGGCAAUGUGGGGCUAGAGUUGAAAUAACAUCUUGUUCCAGAGUUGGCCACAUAUUUAGAAGGCAUAGUCCUUAUAAAUAUCCGGGUGGGGUUUCAAAAGUUUUAAACUCGAAUUUAGCACGCGCGGCUACUGUGUGGAUGGACGAAUGGGCAGAGUUUUUCUUUAAGUUCAAUCCUUCUGUUGCUGCUAUAAGAGAUGAGCAAAACGUAGCCGAUAGAGUGGAACUUAGAAAAAAAUUGCAGUGUAAAAAUUUUAAAUGGUAUUUAGAAAAUGUAUGGCCGCAGCACUUUUUUCCGACUGAUGAUAGAUGGUUUGGAAGAAUUCGUAAUGACAGAGGUGGAUGCUUAGGGGUCACUGCCGGCACUCCAGGGCUUGGUGGACCAGCUGCUGGUAUUCAAUGUGGCAGUGACUUUGAAAUUGAAAAAUUAUUGCUUUAUACACCAGAAGGGAAAAUAAUGGCUGACGAGGGAUUGUGUUUGCAACAAGGAAAUGGACGGGCUUUGUGGAAGAGUUGCAGCGAUAAUCCCAAACAGACUUGGCUGCAGAAGGGUCCACGACUGAAGACCAAGGGUGGGUUGUGUUUAACGUUAGUUUUGACUAAUAGUGAAGAUGGCGUGGGUGAUCCUUUAACAGCAAAGAGGUGUGUUAAAGAUGGAGGGCAGAUUUGGCAUUUUGAACGCGUGCCUUGGCGCUAAAUGUGAUAAUGUAUUAUUAGUUAUAGUUCAUAAGUAGGAACAGUGAAUACUGCAAAUAAAUUGACCCCGAAUUACGUAAUACCAUUAUUAGAUUAAUAUUUUACUACAAAUUGCACCAAAUGCAAAAUAAUAUUAGUUCGUUAGUACUUAAGAUUUGUUUUAACAAUAUUUUGCAUUUAUUCAUUAAGAACUUAUCUAAUCCUUAUUGUUAAUUUUCAAUGAUUAAUAGGAAUAAAAUGAUAUUUGUCCAAUAUUUUACGGGCAUAUGUUCAAAUUAAAUAAUCUGCUGCUGUUUAAUUUUAAGGAUAUUACCAUUUGAUAAUUAUAAGGAUUUUUGUGAUUUUGUAAGAUUUAAUAUUUUUUAUUUUAUACCAGUAAUGCUUUUUUUAUAUAAUAUGUAGUUUUUAUCACACAUAAUAUUUCAAAUUACUGCAAAAGCCUUAAAUUACUCAGCGGGCUAUGGAGAGAGCUAUGUUCGUUUCUUUGCGUGAUAGAAUCCGAAACGAGGAUAUCCGCAAAAGUAUCAAAGUAACCGACAUAGUUCGAAAGGUAAGCAAGCUGAAGUGGCAAUAUACUGGUCACAUAGCGCUAGAAGUGACAACCGAUGGGGAAGGAAAUUUUUUGAGUGGUGAACCCGUACGGGGCAAACGCAGUGUAGGACAACUCCCCACUUAAUGGAGUGAUGACCGCAAAUGCAUUGCAGGUAGUCAGUGGAUGCAGGUAGCUAAGGACCGUUCCUUAUGGCAGUCUAUAGAGGAGGCCUAUGUCCAGCAGUGGACGGUAAAUGGCUAAAGUGAUUAUAGUGAUAAAGAUACAUAUUUCAUUUUUUAAUAAGUUACAUCUGGAUGUAAUCUCGUGUACUAUUAAAAUCUUAAUAUCGUGAUAAUUUGUUAAUGGUUUAGUCAUGUAAUUUAUAAUAAAAACAAAAUUUAUAAUUAAAUAGCGGAAACAAAGUACUCGUAACAUCAUGGGCACAGCCUGUGUAAGUGUGAAACGUUUUAUCUUUAAACUGACAAAUUAUUAUUUAGUAUUAUAAUUACCGUUCAUGUUUAUGUCAAAAUUUAUUUGAAAUUGAUUAUUAUGAUUAUGUAUGUAUGUAUUAUAAAUUAUAUUUAUGCGGAAAAAGCCUGUGAUAUUCUGUUAAUAGUUCAAAAUAAACAUUUAGGAGUUAGUUCGAUAAAUAAUCAUCAAUUACUAGGUCUUAUUGUUAGGACGGUAAAAUAUCAUAGGAAUAUGUGUAUAAUAGGAAGUCAAAAUCUUCUUUCAUAAUAUAUAUUUGACGUGAAACAGUAAUUACAAAUAAUGAACAUUGUAAUUGUAUGUAAUGAGGUUGUGUUUUGUUGUACUCUGAAGCUGUUAAGCAUUAACCUUAGAUAAAUAACUAAAUAUUGUUAGCAUCGAUUCAUAAAAUAUCAAACGUCCAAUAAAUCUAUUUUUAGGCUUCUUAAAAAACUGGUGUUCUACCGUUUUUGAUCCCAUUAUUGUUUUUUUUUUGUUGAUUGGUUUGCUAUUUUUUUUGCAAAACAAAACCUUUAAUUCUAUUGAAAUAUUUUGUAUUUUUUUUUGUAUAUUUGGCAACAGUUAAGUCUUAUAUACUAAUUAUAUAUAGCAAGGUAUUAACAAUAAAAAUAGGUUUGUAGGAUGUUUUGAAUUUUAUGAUUUAGACAAUAAACUUUCGUAUCAAUUAUUUCAAUAUGUACUCGAUACCCCACUUAAUAUAUAAUAUUUAAUACUCAACAUAUCAUAACUAUAAAAUAUUAUAUUAAUAAAUUGUAAUUUUACAUGAAGUUCUGAAGAAAUAUCUAGUCUAAUAUUAAUUGAAUCUAUGUAUGAUAAGUAAAUUGGUAUAAAUAUAUUGCGUGUUUAUGUGUGAAUGACAUUGAAUCGCUUAUAAUUUUUUUUUUGUAGUCAAAGCAAUAUUUUAUAGUGAGUACGAGUAAGCACACACUGCACAUUGUUGACUAAUAGAAAAAGGAAUGUACGUAUACGUUACAAUUACUUAAUCUCUUAUCAGCUAUUAUA